Messenger RNA from Dendroctonus ponderosae (mountain pine beetle), 816 nucleotides. RefSeq names its product MAGE-like protein 2. Lineage: Eukaryota; Metazoa; Arthropoda; Insecta; Coleoptera; Curculionidae. The record is from RefSeq and is a predicted model, not a curated record. The transcript has 2 exons. Bases 80 to 670 code for a protein of 196 amino acids.
AAAAGGUAAACGCUCUCAGCAAGGAUCAUCAGUGCGGUUCGACUUUCUUUACGCUUUUCACUUCUCGAGCUGAUACAAAAUGAAAGUAAUUGGUGUUUCCUUCAUGCUCGCUCUGGCGUUGGGCUCAACAUUAGCGGGAUAUGCAGAGAGUGAAGGUCAUGACCAAGGAGGAGGCGGAUAUGACCUAAGUGGCGGUCAUGACUAUGAAGGAGGCGACCAAGGAUGGCAAUCCAGCGGAGGCGGAGGCGACGGCGGUGGACAAAUAGAGUACCACCAGGCACCUACUAAACACUUCGAACAGACGAAAGCAGUGCCAGUUCAUAUCGUAAAGAAAGUAGGGGUCCCUGUUCCCCAUCCAGUGGGAGUUCCAGUCCCACAAGUUAUUAAAGUACCAGUACCUCAACCCUAUCCCGUGCACAUCAAUGUACCGCAACCAAUUCCCAUUCCGAUCUACAAGUUGGUACCUCAGGAGAUUGAAAAGAAGGUCCCCAUUCACGUGGAGAAAUUGGUGCCUGUUUACAUCAAGAAGCCCUACAAGGUGGAAAUCGAGAAACACUACCCAGUGCACGUCAACAAGCCAUACCCCGUCCAUGUUCCAGUAUACAAGCAUGUUUACCAUGAAACCAAACACGAAAAGUACGUCGACCAUGGUGGCAAAGGAUGGCAAUAAGUUUACGGUGUGCUGAAUCUACGUGUCAUCUUUACCCUAUUUUUAAGCCAUUGUUUUCCCAUUCCCAUUCACCCUUUCAUCCCUACAUCUACCUUGUUGCUAAUUUUAUUUUUGUAUUGUUGAUUUUUGUUAAUAAAACUUGAAAG